Gavia stellata (red-throated loon) is the source of this 1307-nucleotide messenger RNA. RefSeq names its product bone morphogenetic protein 8B-like. NCBI's taxonomy places the organism in Eukaryota, Metazoa, Chordata, Aves, Gaviiformes, Gaviidae. Gene Ontology annotation, cellular component: extracellular region. Gene Ontology annotation, biological process: SMAD protein signal transduction. Gene Ontology annotation, molecular function: cytokine activity; growth factor activity. The record is from RefSeq and is a predicted model, not a curated record.
GGUCCGCUGGGGGCCCUGGCGCUGCUCUGGGCGGCGGCGGUGCUGUGCCAGUUGGGCAGCGGCAGCGUCCUCCGCCGCCGCCUCCACGCCGCCGGUUUCCUGCAGCGGCGGCUGAGCGGCGGCGAGCGGCGCGACGUGCAGCGGGAGAUCCUGGCCGUGCUGGGGCUGCCCGGCCGGCCCCGGCCGCGGACCCCCGCCGCCGCCCGCGCCCCCGCCGCCGCCGCGCCGCUCUUCAUGCUCGACCUCUACCACGCGGUGGCCGGCGAGGAGGAGGCGGAGGAGGAGGAGGAGGAGGCGGCGGUGUCGCGGCCGGUGCUCACCGGGCUCAGCACCCAGAGCCCCCCGCCCGGCAGCGUCGUCAGCCGCGCCGACACCGUCGUCAGCCUCGUCAACAUGGUCGAGCAGGACCGGGACAUCUUCUCCCCGAAGCCAUACUGGAAGGAGUUCAGAUUCGACCUGACGCAGGUGCCCACGGGCGAGUCGGUGACGGCCGCCGAGUUUCGCAUCUACAAGGCACGGGGGAUCAGCCGCCAUGCCAACAACACCCUCCACGUCAGCAUCUACGAGAUCGCCGCCGAGCACUCCAACAGGGAGUCUGACCUGUUUCUGCUGGAUGUCCAGGACCUGCAUGCUGGCACCGAGGGCUGGCUGGUAUUUGACGUCACAGCUGCCAGCAACCACUGGUUAGUGGAUCGGAAAUACAACCUGGGGCUGCGACUCUACGUGGAGACAGAUGAUGGGCACAGCGUCGACCCCGGCUCGGCGGGGCUGCUGGGGCGCCGGGGGCCCCGUUCCAAGCAGCCCUUCAUGGUGACGUUUUUCCGGGCGAGCCCCAGCCCCGCGCGCGUUACGCGGGCGGCCAAGCCCCCGAGGAGACGGCAGCCCAAGAAGACGAACGACCUCCCGCAUCCAAACAAGCUGCCGGGAAUUUUUGACGACGUCCACGCCGCGGACGGGCGGCAGGUCUGCCGGCGCCAUGAGCUCUACGUCAGCUUUCAGGACCUCGGCUGGCUGGACUGGGUGAUCGCCCCGCAGGGGUACUCAGCCUACUACUGCGAGGGGGAAUGCGCCUUCCCCCUGGACUCCUGCAUGAACGCCACCAACCAUGCCAUCCUCCAGUCCCUGGUCCACCUGAUGAAGCCCGAGGCCGUGCCCAAGGCGUGCUGUGCCCCCACGAAGCUCAGUGCCACCUCCGUCCUCUACUACGACAGCAACAACAACGUCAUCCUCAAGAAGCACCGCAACAUGGUGGUGAAAUCCUGCGGCUGCCACUGAUUGCCGGGUCCCGUCUCCGUCCCCGACCCCGA